CUCAUUUUAUUUCUCUAAUUUCUAACAUGUAAAAAAUUCAUAGAGAGAGAGAGAGUGAAAGCAAAAUUUCUCCGAGGAAGAAGAGAAAACCUAUCUGAACCCACAGAAAAUAAAAAAAAAAUACAAAAAAAAACGAGAGAGAGAGUUUGGUUAAAUGUAUUUCUCUGGGAAAAAUCCGUUUCAGAGAUUAAUUCUUUCGCCACUUCAGAUCACAGACAGAAAAUUUUGUGUUGUUGUGCUAAUUUAUUGUUAUUCAUAAAUUCAUAAAUGCAAAAAGAUUGUAUCAGAUCCUCUAUAAUUUCUUUUUGCAUAUCUUUGAAUUCGCAUUGAGUUGGUUGUCGUCACGGAUUGUCAUAGCUCUGAUUUUCCUCUUAAUUCGAAGAUAAGUUUUUACGACUCGAAACGACGCCGCAGGAGGCACUUUGCGCCUGAGUACCAUAUGCAAUGGCUGAACCUUAGGGAGCCCUGUGCAAUGCGACCAACGUGGUUUGGAAGGAAGAGGCAUGCCAAUUCAUUACCUGUUAGGGUUUUUAUUUUUGUUAUUCGGGAUUUUUUUUCAUCGAUUUUCUUUGUAAUACUGCCGGAUUUUUGUUUUUCCUUGUACUGAUACGAGAACAUUGGAGAAGUUGGAUUAUUUUUCUCGUAGCUAAUUCAGUGUGUUUGUGUGUGUGUUUUAGGGUUUGAUUUGUCAGUGAAGGGAUUUGGAGGAGAUUUUCGCUUUUUGCGUCAUUGCCUCAUUGGUUGACUGACUAGACUUGUACCAUUUUAUAGCUUGUUGCAAAUUUGCAAUCACUACGUUAGUUUUUUGUGUUUUUACACGCAUGCUAUUUAUUUAUUGUUGUUGUAACUUGUAAGUGAUGGUUGUUAAUGUGGUCUGAAUUUACUUUCUAGAUGCUUUCAGUUUUGAAAGGAGUUUUCGUAUGCAAGAACCUCAACAUUGAGUGAUCAUGAUAUUCAAGAGAAUAUGAAGACCUAACAGGGUCUCACUUGAAUCUGGAAAGAAAUUUGUGAAACAUUCUAUGAUUCAGAACGCUGAUAUGAGACUCGAAUCAGGGACUUGUAAUGUGUGCUCAGCUCCUUGUUCAUCUUGCAUGCAUCUUAACCGAGCUCACAUGGGGUCAAAAGCUGAAGAAUUUUCUGAUGAAAACUGUCGCUUAGGGGAGGCUAAUCAGCAUUGCACUGACAAGGGUGAUAGAUCUUCUCUUAGGAGCAGAGCGUGUGAAAGAUUGAAGCAUGCUGUCAGUGAAACCAGUCACAUGACUAGUGUUUCUUCUAUUCAUGAUUCUCUAUCUGAAGAUGCUGAGAAUAGACGAGCCUUAUCAGAGAGGUAUCAGGAUUCCAAGUAUUUAGAAAGUCUUGACAAUAGCACUUGUAUCAGUAGGACCAGUAAUGCUAAUUUAGUGAACAGUAGUCAUCAAAUAAAUACAGAUAGAGUAAACAUUUCUUGUAGUUCAACUUCAAUUAGUCACUUAGGGGCAGAAGGAUCUGGAAAUGGGCCAUCUGUUGACAUGUUGCCAGAAUGCUAUAUGGAAAAUGUGGGUUCAUCAGUGACCAAAGAGAGAGUACCUAUUAUUGUUCCUGGUGAAAAAUCUCUGGCAGAUAAGGAAAACCUAAAUAACAGCACAGCCGAGAAUUCAAUAGGAAUAUCUCCAAAGUCAGAAGCAGAUACUGAAAAUAAUGUUGAUGUUGCUAAAGACAAAGAUCAUAAAUAUUCAGCCCGUGAUGGACUGCAUGAGAAGGUUGAGGAGCUGGUUAAAUCACCUGGCAGGGCUGAACCUCAGUCAGAAGACGAGAGUGACGAAUCAGAUGUUGUUGAGCAUGAUGUGAAAGUAUGUGACAUCUGUGGAGAUGCUGGUCGUGAGGAUCUACUUGCCAUAUGUAGUAGGUGCAGUGAUGGUGCAGAGCACACCUACUGCAUGCGAGAAAUGCUUGAGAAGGUCCCUGAAGGGGACUGGUUAUGUGAAGAAUGCAAGUACACAGAAGAGACUGCAAAUCGAAGGCUAGAUAUUGAAGGGAAAAAAAUUCAUAAGGUUUGUUCAACUUCACAAACUCCUGGCAAAAGGCCUUCUGAAAGCAUAGAAAUAGCUACAGCAGCUAAAAGGCAAGCUCUUGAAUCGAGCACAGGAUCACCAAAGGCAUCAAGCCCCAAGAGAAUAAGUCCACUAUCACGCGAAUCUUUGCUCAAGAACGUAGAUAAUGGAAAGUUGAAAUCUGGUCAACAGAUCCCCAUGCGUAACCACCUUGGUGGUGAUGACAAAGAACUUACUCGUUCUAUUUCCACUGGCCCUCGGAGUCAAAAUGCAAGGAGUACGUUGUUGAAGUCUAAUUCAUUCAACAACUUCAAUUCCAAGCCAAAAGUCAAACUUGUUGAUGAAGUUGUUCCCCAAAAGCAUAAAGGGGGUGUCGAACAUAUUUCUAAGAAUAUGGAGACACCUUCUAGGAUGAUAAGCAAAUUAAUGUCAUUUAAAUCCUCAAAUUUGGGUCGUUCAAGUGCUAUUGAAUCAAAAGUUAAAAUGCUUUCUUCCAAGCCUGGAACUGCUCAGGAUUUGAAAGCAUCAAGACAUGCAAAAGAAUCAGGUUCAUUUGACAGGAGAUUUCUGUCUAAGAUUGAUCGGCCUGUCAUUCGUUCAACCAUGGAUAGUUCUGUUGUAUCUACAUCAAAGGGUGAUCAGAAGCAUACACCACGUGGUGAAACUGCUAAACCUUCUACAGUUAACAACAAUAGAGAGUUUAAGGUCACCCAAGAUGGAAAAUUAUAUUCAGUAUCUAAGUCUAGCAGCACUAAAAGUCCAGAACCGCAAGUUAGUUCAGAUAAAACAUCGACCAAUGUUGAUGAAACUCAACAGGAUAGGUUGCCUCGACCACAGGAGAUAUCUAAUCAGGUCGACAAAAUCAAAGAUAGUUCUAGUGAUCGUGUGAGGUCAGGUAUUACUAAUGCAUCAAAAAGCUCAUUCUGUUGUAAAUGUAAAGAUUUUGGCCAUGCUACAGAAUGUUGCACAAAUAGUGGUACACAUGAAUUUGGUGCUGAAGCAUCAGUCACUGCCACAAGUAGUUCAAAAGUGAUGCAUAAAGGAAACAAAUUGAAAGCUGCAAUCCAGGCAGCUUUGCUUAGAAGGCCUGAAAUACACAAGAAGAAAGAAGCUCCUGAUCAAACUAAUGACUUUCCUACAUCAAGCAAAUUGAAAUGUGAAGUCACCUCUCAAAACCAAGUGUUGGUUUCCAACACAUUGAAAACUAGUAUAUCUGUUGAAGAAACCAAUGUAAAGCAGGAAAUCAUUGAGACUUCUACUCUUGAAGCCUCCAAAUGUCCAUCUGCAAAUGAUUUGAAGCAACUUUGUCAAACUGAGUUUUGCUCUCAGCUGAGCAAGUCAGAUUCUGUUGGUCUCACUUCUGGAAAGCCUGUAGUGAGAGACUUGCCCAUUAAUGACUUGGCAAUGUCAAGUGUUCUUUCAAAGAUGUCAGUUUUUCCAGAAUACGAGUACAUAUGGCAGGGUGUCUUUAAAGUGCAUAGAAACGGAAAGCCUCCUGACUUGUAUACUGGAAUUCAAGCACAUUUAUCCGCGUGUGCUUCCCCCAAGGUUGUUGAGGCGGUGAAAUUUUUUUUACCUGAAGUUGCCCUGAAUGAAGUUUCUCGUUUGAGCACAUGGCCUUCACAAUUUCAUCAAGGUGGUGCCAAGGAAGAUAAUAUUGCACUUUACUUCUUUGCAGAAGACAUUGAAAGUUAUGAAAGACACUACAAGGGUCUAUUGGAUCACAUGAUUAGAAAUGAUUUAGCACUUAGGGGGACCCUUGAUGGUGUUGAACUUCUCAUAUUUGCAUCCAAUCAGCUUCCAGAAAAUUCUCAACGUUGGAAUAUGUUAUUUUUCCUAUGGGGUAUAUUUAGAGGGAGGAGGAUCAAUAAUUCAGAUUCAGCAAAAAAUAUAUGUAUUCCCAGUUUGAAUGUGAUGCCAAAUGAGAAGGAUUUUCCUACUGCUGUCAUGACUUUGUCUGAAACUCGGUGUUCACUGAAGCGCAUGGAUGAAGAUUCCAUUGACCAAGGUCACAAUACGAUAAGUAGGAAUUUUGAUAGCAAAGAAACUAUUUUUGACCAGGCACAUCUGGGUUUGCAAGUAAAUUUAGAGAGACAAGAUAGUAGAAUCAACAUCAAAUCUACACCAGGGAUCCCGACCACUGGUACCCACUCGUGUCAAGAAAUGAAUCCUGCUGGUUCGUCUCUGAGAGAUAGUGUACCAGAGCAUCGACAAUACACAGAGUCUAAACCUCCUGAAGCAAUGGGAACUGGUGUAAGUAGUAGGAUUGUGGAAACAAAAAUUAAUUACAAUAUUUCUGUUAAGCAAGAGAAUUCUUUGUCUUCGGGGAUCCCUUCUGUUGGAUGCCAGGAGAUAGACACUGCAACGAAUAUCAGUAUGGAUGAAAUUUUGGAGACAACAAACAAUGAUGAAAAUCAACGAAGGCCUAAAAGGAAACAGAUGGAAGAUGAUAUCGAUAUUAACAUGGAGGCAAAGGGAGACCCGACUGUGAAAGGGGUCAACUGUCAGCUCCCUAAUGACAAAAAAGUUCAGCAUAUAGAUCUUUCUUAUACAUCUGUGGAGGCAACUACAGGCAGUUGUCAGAAAAUGCCUUGGAAUGAGGUAAACGGCAAAUUGGAAGACACAGAAAGUUCUUGCAAGAAGCUGCAAACAGGUUUUGGUGGAAUUUACGGAUGUUACAAUCCCGGAGCCAGAGGAUCUUUUAAUGGCAGUUUUGCAUCACUUGUAAAUGAUUUUGGUUCCUGUUCUUCAGUUGAGGACAAAGGGUGCAAAGAAGCUUGUGAUGAGAAAAUCAUCCACGAGGACUUUGGAACGAAGGAAAGAACCUUCUUUCCUGUCGAUACUUGUAAUAAAAAUGUCUCAGGGACGGUGCUGAAUAGUGAGUCACUGAAUGGGCAUCAUGAGUACGUGGACCAAUUUCAAGUUGGGAUUCCAAAUCUAGAGCUUGGUUUGGGGUGCGAAACGAAAGCGUCACACAAUAGUAUGCUGCCUUUCUUUGUUGACAGGAAAAAUAACCAGGAAAAGAGUCCAGAUGAGCGAGACGACGAGAGCGUUGCUGCAUCUCUCUCCCUGUCUCUAUCCUUUCCAUCUUCCAACAAGGAACCUGUUUCAAAAACUGAGCCUUUGCCUGAUGUGAAUCCGUCGUUUCUCCUUUUUGGGAGAUUGACGGGCAAAUAAAUAUGCUGCGCUGCUAUUUCUAAUCAUGUACAUUAUCUUGUUACAGAUGCUUUUGUCAAAGCUAUAGCCCAUCCAUGUAUGUAAUCGUCCACCUGUUCAUGUUCCCGGCAAAAAAUAAGCUUUCUCUUUACUACCUUAAAUACAUGCUUUUCGGAACGCAUAGUUACGGCUGUUUGUAUAUAUAAAGAGAAUUUCAGCCGCAUAAUUUCAGAAAUGUUACUAGGAACUUGCGGAUGACUAUUUUUAUGACAGGCUUUCCUUUGUUCCUGGCUUCAUCAUCUCUCUUUUCCAAUGUUAUAAUCAAUGAACACUUGAAUCAUUUGUUGCUCA
This is a messenger RNA of Cajanus cajan (pigeon pea), 5537 nucleotides long. RefSeq names its product ASI1-immunoprecipitated protein 2. Gene Ontology annotation, molecular function: histone reader activity. Lineage: Eukaryota; Viridiplantae; Streptophyta; Magnoliopsida; Fabales; Fabaceae. Gene Ontology annotation, biological process: negative regulation of transcription elongation by RNA polymerase II. The record is from RefSeq and is a predicted model, not a curated record.